AUGGUUCCUCACCCCCCCUCCCGGGCCAAACUGAUCUACCAGGGCCUACUGGCUGUCUUCUAUAACCUGGGAGACGGAGACUACAACCUGACACUGCCCUCCURUCGCCUGGACAAUGGUGAGUGGCACGAUGUCUACAUGGAUCGUCACGACAACGAGCUGACCCUGCGUCUGGAUGGGGGCGGGGGCAGACGGGAGGCCAGCGCGGCUCCAGGCCGGAGCCGAGAGAUCAUCACCGACCCAACAGUGGUGAUGCUGGGAAACGCCUUCCCCUCAGGCUCCAACAAGAGCUUCCAGGGUUGCAUGCGGGACCUGAGGCUGAACGGUCGAUACGUGCCUCUGGAUGGCCAGUCCAGAGACGGGGUCUCCGUGGUCAGUUCCCAGGGGCUCUCCGUGGGCUGCUCCUCCGACUCCUGCAAGAGGAACCAAUGUAGCCCCCCCUUCACCUGUGUCGACCUCUGGAGAGUCCAUGAGUGCAGGUGCCCCCCUGGCCACAUGGUGAAGCUGAAUGGUACGGGGAAGUUCUGCAUCUACACCCUGUGUGCCAGUCGGCCGUGCCACCGGGGCACCUGCGUGGCACAGUCGCCCUCCAAGUUCACGUGCCACUGCCCCGAGGGCUACCGG
Molecule: messenger RNA, 624 nt
Organism: Salvelinus sp. IW2-2015
Lineage: Eukaryota; Metazoa; Chordata; Actinopteri; Salmoniformes; Salmonidae
Source: RefSeq, a predicted model, not a curated record